AUGAAGUCGUUCAACAUCAUCGACAUCUUGCCGGAACACGCCGAACAACUCAUGGACAUGAUUUAUGUGAGUGUUUAUGACGCUUAGAGAUUGAAUUUGAUCGAAACCGUUUGUCUGAUUGUCUCGACUUUCGAGAUGAUAUUGUGAUGUUUGAUCAAACUCAACCGUCUAGUGAAACGAGUGAAAAAUGAGAGGAACUAUUUUGAUAGCUUUCAGGAGCUCGCCGAGUAUGAAAAAAUGAAGGAAUUCGUGGCAAACACACCGGAAAAGUUGCGAAAGGACAUUGAGAACAAGAGUGUUCAUGGUAAGCGUAAAGAUCAAUUGCAAAGUUGUGUCAACCUCCUCUUCCAGGCUUCAUCGCGUUCGACGGAGAUCAAGUGGCCGGCAUGAAUCUCUACUACUACGCCUACUCGACGUGGGGCGGUCAGUACAUUCGAAUGGAGGAUCUGUACGUGCGGCCCCAAUUCCGAAGACGUGGACUCGCGAGAACUCUCUGGAAACGGCUCGCCCAACUGGCUCACGACAACGGACUUUCGGGCCUCGAGUGGGUGGUUCUGGACUGGAAUAAGGACGCGAUUGCGCUCUACGACACGGCCGAUUAUGUGAAUUUGACGAAGGUGGAGGGAUGGUACACGUUCCGCAUGGACCCCGCCGCCAUCUCCAAACUCGCCAACGAGUAA
Caenorhabditis sp. 36 PRJEB53466 is the source of this 680-nucleotide messenger RNA. Lineage: Eukaryota; Metazoa; Nematoda; Chromadorea; Rhabditida; Rhabditidae. The record is from the annotation of a GenBank genome assembly.